Molecule: messenger RNA, 1647 nt
Organism: Helianthus annuus (common sunflower)
Lineage: Eukaryota; Viridiplantae; Streptophyta; Magnoliopsida; Asterales; Asteraceae
Exons: 3
Coding region: 386-1378 (330 amino acids)
Biological process (GO): thymine catabolic process; L-valine catabolic process
Cellular component (GO): mitochondrion
Molecular function (GO): malonate-semialdehyde dehydrogenase (acetylating, [NAD(P)+]) activity; methylmalonate-semialdehyde dehydrogenase (acylating, NAD+) activity
Source: RefSeq, a predicted model, not a curated record
GUAUAGGGUUUGAGUGCAUUAAUUAUGUCAGAAAAAGUAAAGUUAUACGACCCUCAUUGCCCUAUGAGCGCUGUAUAAGAAGGUGGUAGUUGGAGCAUUAAACCCUAUACGCCUCUCAUUGCAUUAUACACUGCUCAUUGGUACUAUAAUCUCUGAAUUUAAGGUAUAUUGCUGACAAGACAGCUGAGUUCAGACUGAAAAGGCUGAAAAGGUGAUCCGCAUAUACGCGCUCAUGGCCCUAUACGCUGCGUAUUGUUUCGAAUUUUUUCCUUUUACCCCAGCUUACGGGAUUUAUGUAAUACAAAUGUUCAAAAAUCCCAAAAAAGUGAUGAAAAUGAUAAAAAUUUUCAAAUAAACGGUCUGGUUAAAUUAGAUUCGAAUCACGAUGUCAAAUUGGGACUUUGGAUAUUUUUUUGGUGAAAUUUCGAAUGAGUCAUAUGUCUUCGAUAGCGUUUGGUUACCCGGCGUUGAUCGAGGUGAGGAGGAGGUGGUUUCCGUGCGUCCGCAACACGCCGGAACUUACCAUUCGCAUCAGGAAGGGAGUGUGCGGUCCGUGGUGCCUGAAUUGAACCAGGUCGUAGAGGAGGCGGGACCAUCUUACGUGGCUCAAAGCUAUCCGCAACAGGAAAAACAUGCAUACGGUACUUACCAUUCCCAUCAGGAAAAACAACGCAAGAAAAAGUCCGAGGAAGGUGCUUUUGACAUCGAGGAAGACGAAAACGAAAUCGAGAAAGGUGUUACACACUUCGAGGAAAGUGAUCAAGACGAGGAAGAUGGUGGUGGCUGGGACGAUGGUGGUGGCUGGGACGAUGGUGGUGGCGGGGACGAUGGUGGUGAAAAGGACGAUGGUGCUAAUGACCCGAAAAAACAAGGAAAGGUAUUUGCGACACUUCACGAGUUAAAGAAUUGGGCUUACAAAACAGAAAUUGCGAAAGGUUACGUCAUUGUGACCCAACGAACGGUAACAAAGGGUGAAGAUUCGUCAGCAAGGACAGUGAAGAUAUGGUUGCAAUGCGACCGUGGAGGCACAUGCAAAAGUAAAGCAACAGUUUGGCGUUCUGGUAGCAAGAAGAUUGGGUGUCCUUUUAAAAUGAUAGGGAAACUAGACGCAAGUAGUGGCAAUUGGAGCUUAGUGGUGAAGCAAAAGGAUCAUAACCAUGAGCCUGCGGUAUUUCUCGAGGGUCACGCGUUUGCAAGAAGGUUGACCCCAGACGAAGAAUUAUUGGUAGAGAGACUUUAUAUUCAAAACAUGGAGCCUACGAACAUACAUUUAACCAUAAGAAAACAAAACCCACAGAGCGUGUGCAUUCUACGAGACAUACAAAACGUGAUAAAAAAGAUUAAAGUCAAAAUGUACGGUGAUCGGACUCCAAUGUAGAUAUUGGAGCAAAUGUUGCAUGAAGGAAGGUAUGUUUACCACACCCGGGUGAAUCCCGAAACAAAUGCGGUCGAGGAGGUUUUUUUUGUUCAUCGGUACUCGUACGAUAUGUGGCGUGCUUUCCCACAUGUGUUGAUGAUUGAUACCACUUACAAAACUAAUGAGUAUAGACUUCCGUUUGUUCAAAUUGUGGGUGUGACAUCGACACACAAGUCGUUUUGUGUCGCUCAUGCUUUUAUCUCUAAAGAAAAACAGGAUAACUUCUUGUG